AUGGCGCGGACGAAGAAGACGGCUCGAAAGUCCAAGUCGGGGAAUAAAAAGAGGAAAGAGAUGGCCACAAAGUCGGCGCAGAAACCGAAACCCGAAGUUUCGGCCGGCGGGAAGCACAAUCCCGCCGCGGGGUCCACUAGUACUGCUGGUGGUGGAGAACCCACAGUCAACACCGCCAUUGGCGAAGAGACGAGGGACCAGCCUUCUUCCAGCGGAGGUGAGACCGCGGUAAACCCAUCAUCUGGUACUACGGACAAGCCUUCUACCGCCGAGAACGGGCCGGAGGACCGGCCUGGAACGACACCAACAGACACAGAGGAACACGAGGAGAAGACUGCAAAAACAACUGGAACUGCUGAAAUGAUCGAGACUGGACCAACAAAAGAAGAAUGA
This is a messenger RNA of Geodia barretti, 393 nucleotides long. Lineage: Eukaryota; Metazoa; Porifera; Demospongiae; Tetractinellida; Geodiidae. The record is from the annotation of a GenBank genome assembly.